This is a messenger RNA of Aspergillus candidus, 1594 nucleotides long. RefSeq lists its product as uncharacterized. Bases 243 to 1574 code for a protein of 443 amino acids. The transcript has a single exon. The record is from RefSeq and is a predicted model, not a curated record. NCBI's taxonomy places the organism in Eukaryota, Fungi, Ascomycota, Eurotiomycetes, Eurotiales, Aspergillaceae.
CCUAUAGAUUGACUUCACAUUUAUCCCUUCAUUGAGAUCGAAGCAAAGCAUUUAGACAGUAUCAUCUGUUCAAACAUACUCCAAGUCGUACGACAUCACCACCAUGCACCCACAUGCUGGAAAGUCAAUUUCACCCAGCCAGUCAUCAUCCAACAGCAUCGUCUCUCAACGUAACUUAACCUUCUCAGUGUACUGCAUUCCCUGAUAAAUUCAACACCCAAACCCCCCAGACAAUACCAUCCAUGCCCCGAAGAUCCAUCCUUCGGUAUCGGACCUCCCCAGGGACAGAGGUCACCCACGUCGGGGGUCCCAUAUCCUUUCUCAACCCCACGCGCGCAAAGCUACACAAGCCCCAUCCACCACCGUCACCACCACACGAGGAAAAAGAACCCCACAUCCACCGCCCCCGCGAAGACCAGAAACCGCGCAUUGAGCAUAUCUGGCGAUCCCGCGAUAACAGAAAAGGCCGUCAUGCGAUCCGCGUUCAUCCACCGCUAGCACCACCACCGCCCAAACCAGAGGUCGUAUACAUCCUACCGCGGCGGACGACCGCGCCGCGAGCGAUAGCGAAAGGUCUCCUGCGCAUGGUGACCGUGUUUGCGUACUGGGAUGUGUCGUACCUUGUGGCUGUGAUUUUCACACUGGGGUCUGUGGUCUGGUGUAUCAACGCUUUCUUCGUGUGGUUGCCGCUACAAGAUCCGGGCUCGACGUUCAAGAAUGAAAAUCUCACCGCGGGAGGAGUGUCGGCGUUUGUGGGCGCCACGAUCUUCGAGAUAGGCAGCUUCUUUUUGAUCCUCGAGGCUGUAAACGAGAACCAGACGGAUUGUUUUGGCUGGGCGCUAGAGAAAGCUGUUCAUGGUGGUGGGCCAGGGCAUCCUGAGAAGGAGACUAUUAGAAUUGCGCCGAGCGUGAAGGACUGUGUUCACCACCACGCGGAUCGGAAGACGUUUUUGAGGAUGAGACACCACCACCACCGUCCUUCUGCCUCUGCCUCUGCCUCUACCUCUCCAGCCAGUCUGGAGAAUGGCGCACCUCCCGCAGACGAAAAAUCCACCGGAGACAGAGAAACAGACAGAGCCAGCACCCGCUCCUUCACCUGGCUCCCGACCCUAACGGAACUCCGCAAGCACUACAUCCGCGAAAUCGGCUUCCAAGCCUCCUUCAUCCAGCUCAUCGGCGCUACCAUCUUCUGGAUCUCCGGCUUCACAGGCCUCCCCGGCAUAAUCAACCACAUGAGCCGGCGCGUGACAAACGGCGUGUUCUGGGUACCGCAGAUGGCAGGCGGGGCGUGUUUCAUCGCCAGCGGACUGCUGUUUGCCAUCGAGACGCAGAAGAGGUGGUAUGUGCCGGCGCCGCGGACUCUGGGGUGGCAUAUUGGGAUGUGGAACUUUGUAGGGGGGAUUGGGUUCACGCUGUGUGGUGUGUUGGGCCCGGCGUCCGGUAAUUCGGGGGCGGUUUAUCAGUCGAAUUUAGCUACUUUUUGGGGGUCGUGGGCUUUCUUGGUGGGUUCCGGGAUUCAAUGGUACGAGAGUUUGCAGAAGCAUCCGACGGAGGUUAGUAAGGAAGGUGGUUAGGGAUUAGGGAUGGCGGGUUG